AUGAAGUCUACUCUAGAUGUUAGAUACUCCCAAUCUCCAGCGAAAAUGCUGGCAGUGAGAUCGGACGGAGAUCUGGCGACCACGCAAAGCGACUCCGACGAUCUAAGUUCAGAACAAAGGCAGUGUCAUAUAAAUAGUAUGAAAUUGUUACCAGAGAGAUGUUAUAGUCAAAGUAUGCUACACGCGCCAACCGCUUACGUCUUGGAGUCACCGAAAGUCUACUCCGACGUAUUCAACUACGAUACCGGCAACGAAUCCUGUAGCGCUCCAGAGAAGGUAGAACUUAUUGUCUUACAGAAUACUACAAAGAAUAACUUCAUAGACAAUAAGAAUUUCAAAGAUAUCAAUAAUUCCCAACAGUUACAGAAAAGUUUAAGACAUAGUAUAGCAAGUGCAUUGGAUGCAGAAGGGACGGACGAUGAGUUGAUAAACGAAGAAGCUUUAAAGACUAUUUACGCUCUCAUAAAAUUGACUAAAGAAAAAGUUAUAAAUAAAAUGCAAGACAAAUCCACUAAGCAGAACACACCGAACUGGUCGAACUUAAAGAAAUAUCACUCAGAGAACAAAGUUUACGAAUCAGACGUCGGAUCAUCACAAGAAAACACGCCACAGAAGAAAAAUAAUAUCAAGUUUAAUACAUGGCGCGGGCAGUUGACGGAAAAACCGAAACGGCGACCUCUUAGCUUAAGUAUACCAACAGAUAUCACUAUACCAGAUGACUAUCUAAAUGAUGAUGAAGUGAUGAACAAGACUUCACUGAAGUCUAUCAAGUCUUCCCUCAAUAGUAUUGAUAGUAAAGCGGCUCGAGGAACGUUGCUCUGCCAAGAAACUUUGGUAUGA
Molecule: messenger RNA, 840 nt
Organism: Danaus chrysippus (African queen)
Lineage: Eukaryota; Metazoa; Arthropoda; Insecta; Lepidoptera; Nymphalidae
Source: the annotation of a GenBank genome assembly